Aspergillus brunneoviolaceus CBS 621.78 is the source of this 1459-nucleotide messenger RNA. RefSeq names its product TVP38/TMEM64 family protein. Bases 130 to 1377 code for a protein of 415 amino acids. Gene Ontology annotation, cellular component: Golgi membrane. Gene Ontology annotation, biological process: vesicle-mediated transport; mitotic spindle elongation. Lineage: Eukaryota; Fungi; Ascomycota; Eurotiomycetes; Eurotiales; Aspergillaceae. The record is from RefSeq and is a predicted model, not a curated record. The transcript is spliced from 3 exons.
CGUCAUUCUUCCUUUUCAGGCUCCCGCUCCACUUUCGGCUGUCGAUCCUGUGGCCUUCACUCGGGGUAGCUAAUCGGUCUCCAUACUCCAAUUCUCCCCCGACUCGCUCACAUCGCCCAUAUCUCAAAAAUGCCUGCGGAUUAUACAUCCACAGCGCGGGCUCUCGCUGUCUCCCCGACGUCGCCAGAAGCUUUUUCUCCAUCGGACGAAGACAUCUUCCCGCCAUGGAGUCAACGAGCUUCCGCCCAGCGAAAUGCACCAGGCACCGCUGGCCGGAAACCAACAACCUUCCGUGAGCAGGCCAUCGACCGAGCAACUCAAAUGUCGCGGCGGAUAAGAACAGCAUGGCGGAAGAUGACUUUCUGGCAACGAGUCGGCGCAGUAGGUGCUUUUAUCUUGGCUAACAUGCUGGGACUGGCAUUCCUGUUCUUUACCGGAAAGGUGUUCAUUUGGAUCCGGCCCGUGGCAGCACAGUGGGAGAAGUCUCGUUUGGCCUUCUUCAUCCUUUGGCUAUGUGUCUUUUUCGUUUCUUUUCCUCCCUUGGUAGGAUGGUCAACAUUCGGAACAGUCUCCGGCUAUCUUUUUGGCGUAUGGAAAGGGUGGCUCCUCUACGCCUCUGCAACCGUGCUCGGCUCGACGGUUUCAUUCAUCGUCUCUCGCACAGUUCUGUCUAAGUUUGUGCAUCGGUUGAUUGAGCGCGACAAACGUUUUGCAGCCCUCUCGUUGACCUUAAAGUACGAUGGGUUGAAGCUGCUGUGCAUGAUCCGCCUAUGCCCACUUCCCUACUCAGUAUGUAAUGGAGCCGUAUCGACCUUUCCGACCGUUCAUCCAUUGAUGUAUGGACUCGCCACUGCAAUUGUCUCCCCGAAGCUACUCGUCCCCGCCUUUAUCGGCAGCAGGCUUCGUAUUCUUUCAGAAAACAAUGAAAAGAUGAGCGCUGGCUCGAAGGCGGUCAACAUUUGCAGUAUAAUUUUUACAAUUGCUAUUGGAGUCUUUACCGGACUGUAUAUAUACAAAAGGACUCUGGCUCGAGCCAAGGAAUUGGAGGCCAAAGAACGUGAGGAUAUUCGACGGACUUUGCAGGCGGACCACGCCGCUCAUCGCUCACAUCAGGCCUUUUCGGAGGACCCGGAUGUCGAUAGGGCCGCCCGAACUCUUGCCCGCGAUGAGGAGGAACAGAUCGGGUUCACGGACUUGGAUGAUGAUCACGUGGAAUUGGCCAUCGAUGACGAGAGUGGGAGCGAGAACUUGAGCGGCCACGGCAAGUCGGCGCGCUAUCGGGACGAGUUCACUGACAAUGAUUCGGAUGCCUUCCGGGAUGAAGACGGUGCGCAUGAGGAGACUUAUACCUUGCAUACCCAUGUGCGCCGAGACUGAAGCUUCUAGGACCGCCGGAUCCCGACAAAGACCACACUUCAUAUACAUCAGACCCUUGUUCUUGAUUAGAGUUUUCUCCUAC